Messenger RNA from Motacilla alba alba, 2972 nucleotides. RefSeq names its product RBPJ interacting and tubulin associated 1 (gene RITA1). Gene Ontology annotation, biological process: Notch signaling pathway; negative regulation of Notch signaling pathway; nuclear export. The transcript has 3 exons. The record is from RefSeq and is a predicted model, not a curated record. Gene Ontology annotation, cellular component: nucleus; cytoplasm. Gene Ontology annotation, molecular function: tubulin binding. The coding region runs from base 24 to 809 and encodes 261 amino acids. NCBI's taxonomy places the organism in Eukaryota, Metazoa, Chordata, Aves, Passeriformes, Motacillidae.
GUGCCCGCCCCGGGGCCGCGGCCAUGCGGGCGGCGGGUCCGGCCCCGGCCGGUGCCUCGGCUGCCGUGGCCGCCCGCCCUCCGCGGGGCCAGCGGGGCCGACGCCGGGUGCGGGCGUCCUUCGUGGACGAGUCUCUGUUCGGCCGGCCCGCGGGGGCCCGCCCGCCGCCGCCUGCCUUCCCGCCGCCCUGGGCGGCUCCGGCGGCUCCCGCAGCCGGCGGCUCCCAGCCCGGCAGCCAGUGCAGCCCGUGUUUCUCCGCUUGUCGUCCUCCAAGGUCCCGAAGCCACGCUCCGUCCUUCUGUGACGAGUCCCUGUUUGGUGCCAAGCCGCAGGGUCCCGCCUGGGCAGCUCCGCGCAUGAGGAAAGAAGACGUAGCCAAACUCCAUUCGCUGCUCUGGAGCCCCCCGCCUGCCCCCCAGAGCCAGCCCGGCCUUUCCCCGCACUGCAGGGGGACGCCCCUGCGAGCCGUCCACAUGCCGGCCUCCGCGCCUCCGGCCGCAUCCGAGCCCGGCCGCCAGGAGAAACUGUGUGCCUGGAGGCAUCCCAGGGGCGAUGCUCGCCCCAAAGGCUGGGGUGCUCCCGGCAGAGGACGUUCCCAGUCUGUCAGCCGGCUGAGCGCCCCCCCGGACCGAAUUCACCUUUCUUCCAACCUCAGCACAGAAAGGUGGAAGAACCAGAGUGCUCCAACAACCCCCGCUGCCCCCCAGGGCCCUCUGGUGAGGGGUCGGUGCAACAGCGUGUCCGGAUCUCCUGUGCCCAAGAAUGCCAAGGCAGCAGGUGGCUGCACAGCCAGAGCCUCCUGGCAGUGAUGCCAAGUGUCCCUCUGGAUGUACAUACAGCCUUAGUCUCCCCGAGGCCAAGCCCACGAGGACCCUGGGCCUUUCUGUGGCUGAAAAUGAAGGAUGGGGCUGUUCCAUGCUGGAAGACAAGCCAGGAGCCAGAGGUGACCACAGUGCUGGGAGGAGUGUCCUCCUGGUUCAGGGCACACCACCCACAGCACCAGAGUGGGAGAGCCUUGGUGGGAACAGCUGCUUCCCGUGGCGUCCAGGGGUGUCAGAGGAGGUUCCUGCUGUCUGGGAAAUCCAGCCGGGAGGUUGGAGCAGCAGGAGAGAGGAGUGCCCCCAGUGCAGUCCAGGGCACAUUCAGGAACAGGUAUUGAGAGGCUGCUGAGGCCCUCCCAAAGAUUCCGUUCUCCAGGAAAUGAGCUCUAUUCCCUCUGCCUCUAUGCACAGGAUGUGCCUUGGUGUCUCCCUGCUGUCCUUGCUUUGUGCCACCUACACCUUAUGGACUCCUCUGAGGAGGACAAGGGAGGACGAGCACAGAAGUGAGGAAAGCACUGCCCUGCACCCUGCUGGCAGCGGGAUGAUCCCAGGCUAGAUGGGGUUUGUGACACAGAAGGAUCUGCCCAGGGAAUUGGGCAGCUCGUGGUGACGAGGAGGUGCUGAGUAAAUCCGUAACUGGGUGGCUGAAGGUUGUGAGGUGCUCCCAGCAGUGCCACAGUGUCACCGACUGCUCCAAGACAAAUCCGGGAUCUGUGGGAUGCUGCUGAGUGAUUUGGGCACCUCCAAAGCUCCUCCACUUCCUUUGCUGAGGUGGGAAAGAGCAGCUGUGUGUGCAUGGAGGGUGCAUGGAGGUGGAAAAGGGACAUGGAGUGAGUGAUGUGGGGUUUGCAGUCACUGCUCCCUGGGGAGGGAGGCUGCGCUGAGGAGCUGCUGAGGUUACUGGCAGUUUGAUAACUUCCAUGCCGAGGGAAAUGCUCACAUUGACCCAGGGACACACCAAGCCAGGUUGAGAGCAUCAUUGUGCCCCCAGAAAUGAUUUUUAUUGCACCUUGAGCAGCAGCAGGAUCAGCAGGUGGAGCUGGAGCCAGCCAGGAGCCUGCCCUGAGGGGAAUUUCUGCUCAUUUCUGGGCCUGAUAGACAGCAAGAAUAACCUGACGGUAUUAAAACCUGAGAAGGUGAGUGAGGAUCCUUGUGAUUCACUCCAAGCUCUUGGAUCUCUCCCUGUGCUUCCCACUGAGGCAAUCCAGCUGCUCUUCUCCAGCUGGGGUAAAAUUGGAGGGAUGAGAAACAACUGUGGCCUUCUCAGAGGUUGGCAGUGCUGGUGUCAAUCCCAGCCUGAUCAGCUGUGUUUGUGGGCACAGUGACAAGCGUGCAAGCUGUGAAGGCUGCAGGUCUCACUGGGCUGGAAGAGAGUCUAGAUGUGAUUUGGACACUAGAUGGAGACAAGAGGGUUGAGGAUUGACGCGGGAGCAGGAACGCUGUUCCAGCAGCAGGUGGGAGAUCCGGUGAGGCGAGUCAGCAAACUGGGGGAAUUGCCCUGGAAUCUAAGCAGCAGAGAACUGAACCAGCACAAUCUUGGAGAGCUGGAGUCCUUGAAAGAGGAAGCCUCUUAAAAUAAGGAGAGAUUUCGUCUGAAAAUCAAGUUAACAGUGGCCUGUGUGGCCAGGAUUGGCCACUUUAUCCCCACUGCUGUGCUCAGGGUCUGAGGAAUCAGUGGGGGAAACUAGAGCCCAUCUCAUCAGCCACACUUUCCUGUCCCACACUGGCCCAGGUUGUCGCCAAGGCCUGCCAGGAGGUCAGAACAGGCAUUUCCUUGCUGUUUACACAUGAGGACAAUGUUGGUUAAGUAUAAAUGGGUUUUUUGCAUUUGUUCCAUGAUUCUCUCUCACAUUGGUGCUUUACUGUUGCCCCGUCCUCUUGUUCUGCCAGAGCUGUGCAGCCCAGCACAAGAGCAAAAGCUGCUCUGUUACUGCUGGAGCUGGUGCUCAUGUGGAAAAAACCCACAUUAAAUCUGAAUGAAAUGAGGAGGAGGAAAUGUUCAGUUGUUUCCACCCUGCAGAUCCAGCCUGUCACUGGUGCUCAGCUCAGGCCAGAGUUGUUGAUGCAGAGGCCUGAACCCAGCUGGGGAUCCUCCCUGCUGCUGCUCUCAUUUUUCUGCCUGCUCAGCACUGACAUAAAUCUCACUCUCCA